AUGGAAGAACAUGAAGCGGAUGUCUUCUCUCUCUUACCAUCAGAUCUUCUGUUUCACAUAAUCUGUCUUCUUCCUCUCGAAUCCGCCAGACAGACUCCAUUCGUCUCGGAAAGAUGCAGGUUUGUAUGGAAUUCUGGUUCACUUCUUCAACACGGAUCCAGACAAGAUUUAGCUUCUGCCCUUUUUCGUUUUAUCGAAAACUUUUACGAGCUUGAUCCGACGAAGAACAUUGGAAAACUAGAGUUUCACUUCGAUGAGAGAAGCAUCGUGUCAGCCAUUAUCGGACGGUGUGAAGCUCUGCGUCUAAGGUUCUCUUCUGAGCAAGAAACCUAUGAAGAGUUCCAAUGGCGUUUGGAGAUAAACCCUAAUGCAUCAGACCGGAUUCCGAGACGUGUCCCGGUACCAGGAAGUUUCUUUGUGAAGACCCUUUGCCUGGUUUCGGUUAAUCAUUUAACCCACGAGGUUGUUGCAUCCAUGGUUUUGGAUUUUCCCUUCCUCGAAAACGUUAAAGUUUCAAGUUGCAGCGGAUUGGCUUCUCUCACCAUUGAUUCAGCAUUUAAGCUUCUUCACUUGUCGAUCUUGGACUGUCCACAUCUGAGAUUUCUCGGUAUCAGAUCUUUCAAGCUGAAAACGCUCCGGUAUCGGGGAUCUCUCCCGUCCAUCAAGAUCCGAGAGCAUUUCAACUUGUCCGAGGCUGCUUUCGACAUAAGACGAGGCCCAAAGUACAACACUUUCAACAUCUCGGAGUUCGGUCCUGUCUUGCUGAUCAUCAAGAACUCUGAAACUCUCGCACUCUGCAGGUGGAUGUUCGAGGAAUUAAUCAUUCCCUCUAUAUCCUCAUCGGAAACAGCUUUCCAAUUCUAUAAGCUGCAAGAGUUGAGGUGGAUCGAUAACUCACUCGAACAAGAAAAUAUCCAUUCUUUGAUCUCCUUUCUCAUACUAUGCCCUUCGAUCAAGCGUCUCUUCAUCACUAUCGAUCCGAAUACUUACACAUCAGAAAGAGCAAUUUCUUUGCCCAACAAUGUAACCAAGCACACGAGGAUAGACAACAUGUUUAUAGUCAAAUUUGAAGGACCGACAAGUGAAAAGGACAAGACACGUGCGGUCGAGGCUUUGCAGGAGAUGAUGGAUAUAUAUGUGCAUAUAUAGUCUGAUCCAAAUGCAUGAAGGCAAGUGGGUUUAUAUAUACACAUAUAUACAUAUAUACAUCGUCAUAUAUAUACGUUUGUCAUUAAGAUAUGCAUGCUCAAAGAUUAUAUGACCCUUCACGUGAGUUUUCUUGAUACACACGAAACCACGUCAGCAAUAAGACCGAUU
This is a messenger RNA of Tarenaya hassleriana, 1317 nucleotides long. Its product is annotated as F-box protein At2g39490-like. Bases 1 to 1149 code for a protein of 382 amino acids. Gene Ontology annotation, molecular function: protein binding. The record is from RefSeq and is a predicted model, not a curated record. NCBI's taxonomy places the organism in Eukaryota, Viridiplantae, Streptophyta, Magnoliopsida, Brassicales, Cleomaceae. The transcript is spliced from 3 exons.